This is a messenger RNA of Penicillium bovifimosum, 948 nucleotides long. RefSeq lists its product as uncharacterized. Lineage: Eukaryota; Fungi; Ascomycota; Eurotiomycetes; Eurotiales; Aspergillaceae. The transcript is spliced from 3 exons. The record is from RefSeq and is a predicted model, not a curated record. The coding region runs from base 1 to 948 and encodes 315 amino acids.
AUGUCACCAGAUCUGAACUCUCUGCCCUUAUCUCGUUCGUCCUCUAUCUCUUCCUCCGUCGCGCAACGCAAUAUGCCCGCUCCUAGUGGAACCGGUCCGACGCCCGUGAACACGAACACCGGCUCACCACGGCCCUCUCCCGGCUCGAGCAUUGGCCGACUUUCGAUAUCUGACCGACGUCGAUCUAACGCAGGUCUGAACCUUAAUGCGAGCGAUGUGCCAAACACUGGCUGGGUACCCAACAGCGAGUUCUCGGCUACAGACCACCGCGGCUCUAUUGGGCAUGCGUUCCGCACCGCCAGUCCAUCCAGCCACGGUGGAAGCCCCGUCUUCGCAACAGCAGAUCCCCAUCACCAGCGCGCACCAUCGCUGGGAGAACUACAUCAAGAGCUGGAGCAAGAACAGGAAGCACAAGUGAACCGUCUCUUACAGAUGAUCCGUAGUCAACAGGCACAGUUAAAUCAAUACCAGCAGCAACAAAACCCGCAGUCAACAGGUGCCAUCGACGAUACAACCCCAGCAUCGGAACGGUCGGCAGUCUUCCCAUCUGUGCCUCCGGCUGCGCCAGCGGGCAACGGAUCAUCGCUCUCCUCGUCCUUGUCAGCCCGACGAAACUCACGACCUCCGAGCUACACAGUAUCCCCGAAUUUGCGGCCACUAGACUCACGUGGAUCGGAGGGCGUGGAGCCAUUCCCGGGGUUGCGGGAUAGUGCCUCUCGGCGCGGCAGCCGGGACGAAAGCGCAUUUUACCAAGCCGAAGCUAGCUCGCUAAGCCGAGAAAACACACUUCUUCGGCAGCGUAUUCGGGAACUAGAAAGGCAAAUCGGAGAACUCACGACAGCGCAAAGCGCGGCUUCCGCAACUGCUUCGGGCACGGCAUCCGGGCAAGCGGGGACCGAAACUGCGGACCCGCCUGCCGUGGGCUUGCCGCGAGACGGCAAAGACUGA